This is a messenger RNA of Homalodisca vitripennis (glassy-winged sharpshooter), 685 nucleotides long. RefSeq lists its product as uncharacterized. Bases 134 to 541 code for a protein of 135 amino acids. The transcript is spliced from 3 exons. The record is from RefSeq and is a predicted model, not a curated record. NCBI's taxonomy places the organism in Eukaryota, Metazoa, Arthropoda, Insecta, Hemiptera, Cicadellidae.
UGUCUGUUCAUGAUAUCACAACUGUCACGGGAUAUUCAUGGUUUUAUUUUAUACCAUUCAGUAAGACGAGGAUAUACAUCUGACUACAUUCAGUCUCUGUUCACUCGUUCAAGACAUAACACCACAUAAGGAAAUGAUGUUUAAGAAACUUAUCUGUGUCUGCCUGGUGGUAGCGAUUGUUAGCAGCGAUACAACGGAAGAAUUCUCCAGCUCCAUAGAAAUACCUCCUGCAACAUCCAGCAUUGUGAACCUAGCUUUAGAAGAACUAAAGAAACACGGAGCAAACCCAAAUAAUAAAGGUGUCUCUCUUCGUUCCUCGGACUCGCUGUUCGGAUUCGGGAUCGGUGGAAAUCUGCUAGGAGUGCAUGCAGGCGCAGGUAUAGGCCAUGGCCGUGGAGGCUAUGGUGAUAUGGGACAAGGGUUUGUUGGCAAACCUGCAGGAAGCCAAUAUCCAAAAUAUCCACAGUUUCCCAAAUAUCCAUACCCUUCGUAUAUGCCACCACAACCAUACUACCUCCCAGCAGCUCAGGCACCCUAUUGAUAGGCUCAAGGGAUACCACCAGUGACACCUGCAACGUGUUACCUUUCCCUUGCACAUACAUGGAUUUCAGUUGGAGAUUUCAUUGAAUAAGGAUCUCCAUAUCUACUUAAAUAUAUAGCACUACUCAAAGAUAUUGUCAUGAAU